AUGUUUUCCCUCCCGACUCCACCGUCCGAACCGGACCCAAGAUGGACACCUGCCAUCGCGACCGUUAGUCUUGGGGCGGCUCAUUUGCACUCGCUCCCGGCCAAAAUUGAAGCGGCCGCGCAGAAUGGUCAAAAGGGGUUGGAGCUCUUUCACGACGACCUUGCUCACUUCGCCAAAAAGCUGCGCGAUCAAUUAGAUCGUGGUGAAAAGAUACGCAGCGACCGCGACUAUGAGAUCGACGCCGCGCAUGCAAUUCGCAAACUAUGUGCCCAGAAGGAUCUCCAAAUCUUGGUGCUACAACCUUUCCGCCAUUUUGAAGGGCUGUUGGACCCUGAUGAGCAUGCCCGGCGAAUCCAUGAGCUGGAGCACUGGGCAGAAUUAUGUCGAAUCCUCGGGGAUAAUGUUUGCAUCCUCAUUCCGUCAUCAUUCCUCGACGCAUCCCAGAUCACCGGCGAUCGGGACCGUCUCGUGUCGGAUCUCCGCGAAGCCGCGGAUGUGACAUUCCCUGUGCGCAUCGCUUAUGAAGCCUUAGCCUGGGGCACCUAUGUCAAUACAUGGGAGCAGAGUUGGGAGAUCGUCCAACGUGCCAAUCGUCCCAAUCUCGGUAUCUGUCUUGAUACAUUCAACAUCGCCGCACGGGUUUGGGCAGAUCCAACCAGUCCUACCGGGCGUCUGCCUGCACACGCCGACCGCGAGUUGAGCAAGUCCAUGGAACGACUUGUCUGUGACGUUGAUCCUGACCGCGUCUGGAUGGUCCAGCUGGCCGAUGGAGAACGGGUAGAUCCGAACGUGCCGUUCCUCCAAACGCUCGGCGCACCCAAGUUACUGUCGUGGUCGCGCAACGCGCGCCUUUUCCCUUGCGAAGAAGAGCGCGGUGGGUAUUUACCAAUCCUCACGGUGGCAGACGCAUGCCUUCGUGGACUUGGCUAUCGGGGAUGGGUCAGUAUGGAAGUAUUCUCUCGAACCACCUCAGACGCAAAGCCAUCCGUUCCAAACGACCACGCUGCGCGGGCGGCGAAAUCAUGGCAGGGCCUGUUGCAUCAACUAGAUUCGCGCAAAAUAGGUUGA
Penicillium oxalicum is the source of this 1068-nucleotide messenger RNA. RefSeq names its product sugar phosphate isomerase/epimerase family protein. The coding region runs from base 1 to 1068 and encodes 355 amino acids. The transcript has a single exon. NCBI's taxonomy places the organism in Eukaryota, Fungi, Ascomycota, Eurotiomycetes, Eurotiales, Aspergillaceae. The record is from RefSeq and is a predicted model, not a curated record.